Manihot esculenta (cassava) is the source of this 1293-nucleotide messenger RNA. Its product is annotated as proline-rich receptor-like protein kinase PERK15. Gene Ontology annotation, biological process: protein phosphorylation. NCBI's taxonomy places the organism in Eukaryota, Viridiplantae, Streptophyta, Magnoliopsida, Malpighiales, Euphorbiaceae. The transcript is spliced from 8 exons. The record is from RefSeq and is a predicted model, not a curated record. Bases 169 to 1293 code for a protein of 374 amino acids. Gene Ontology annotation, molecular function: protein kinase activity; ATP binding.
UUCUCAUAGGACAUGACUUCAAAGCUCAAUAUCUUUCACACUUGUAAGAUUUCUCUCUCUGCAUUUAUAUAAAUCUUGCAGGAUACCUAUGUUUGAGGUAUUGUAGCAGACUUUUGUUUUAGUGGUCGUGGUUGUACAAGUCUAGCUCUAGCGACUGUGCAACUUGUGAUGGCUCGUAGCUGGGAGAAGGAAAGUAGAGGUACUAUGUUUUCUAAGCCAUCGCCUGAACUGAAUCCAAGUAAAAGUAUUGGGCCGAGGAAAUAUUCAUAUCAACAACUAGCAAAAGCCACCAAUCAUUUCUCUAAUAGUCAUCUUCUCGGCGAGGGUGGUUUUGGACAAGUUUAUAAAGGAUUGCUAGAUGGUGAAUACUAUGCUAUCAAGAAACUUAAAAAUUUUCCGGACUUACAGUCUGAAGGAAAACUGCAGGAUGAGAUAAUGGUUGUUAGCAGCGUCCGCCACAAAAAUCUUGUUGAACUGCUUGGUUACUGCAAUGAAGGGGCCGAUAAAUUGCUUGUUUUCAAAUAUUUUCACAAUAAGUCCUUAAGCUCUCAGUUACAUAAAAGCGAUCAAAAUUUGGACUGGCAAAAGAGAAUGAAUAUCGCCAAAGGAACUGCAAGAGGACUGGAAUAUUUACAUGAACAUUGUGAUGUUCGGAUCAUACAUUUAGAUAUCAAAUCAGAUAAUAUUCUUCUCGAUGAUGAAUUUAAACCAAAGCUGGCAGAUUUUGGACUUGCCCGGUUUUUUUCAAAUGCUGCUACUCACAUCUCUGAAUCAAAAAUUAUCGGAACCAGAGUCUAUGUAGAUCCAUUCGCAAUAGAAACGAGACAAUAUUCUGAUAAAUCAGAUGUUUAUUCAUUUGGUAUUAUACUUUUAGAAUUACUUACAGGAAGAUUGCCUAUAGAAAAUGACAUUGAUAUUGUGAAAUGGGCAAAAUCUCGAAUUAAAAAAGUUUUGAAUGGCGAAUUUGCAGCUUUUGUAGAUUCUACAUUGAGGUUUGAUCAUACAGAAAUGUAUCGAAUGAUUUUUUGUGCAGAUGCUUGUAUAAGUAAUCCUCCAAAUUUGCGUCCAUCAAUAAAAAAGAUAUUUCAAGUUCUCGAAGGAAUUUUAUCUCCAGAUGAAUUAUCAUCACAAAAAGGUCUAGAUUACGGUGUAAGUAAUUCAAUUCUUGUUAAUUCAAUUGGAUAUUACAUGGAAAAGCUAAAUGCAACAGAUUCUCUUGAACGACGCACUGCUCUGCAUGGACAUGGAAAUCAGAGUACUAAAUCUAAAGGUUCAUUCCUUAUCCAACUGUAA